UGUCCUCGAAGCGGGAGGAGUGAAGGGACUUCGGAGAGCUCGCUGCCCGAUAAUUUUAUUUCCCCUCCCUCUCUCCCGCCCCACAUCUCUCUUUACCCCUUUCCCGUCCUUGCUCGUGCAGCCAUGGCGGAGCUGUCGGCGGCCACUCAGUCCCCGUCGGUCUCCUCGUCGUCCUCCGGGGCCGAGCCCUCGGCGCCUAGCAGCGGCGGGAGCCCAGGAGCCUGCCCCGCCCUGGGGGCGAAGAGCUGCGGGUCCUCCUAUGCGGUGCAUGAUCUGAUUUUCUGGCGAGACGUGAAGAAGACUGGUUUUGUCUUUGGCACAACGCUGAUCAUGCUGCUUUCCCUGGCAGCCUUCAGUGUCAUUAGUGUGGUGUCUUACCUCAUCCUGGCUCUUCUUUCUGUCACCAUCAGCUUCAGGGUCUACAAGUCUGUCAUCCAAGCUGUACAGAAGUCAGAUGAAGGUCAUCCAUUCAAAGCCUACUUGGAUAUAGACAUUACUCUGUCCUCAGAAGCUUUCCAUAAUUACGUGAAUGCUGCUAUGGUACACAUCAACAGGGCCCUGAAACUCAUUAUUCGCCUCUUUCUGGUGGAAGAUCUGGUUGAUUCCUUGAAGCUGGCUGUCUUCAUGUGGCUGAUGACCUAUGUCGGUGCGGUUUUCAAUGGAAUCACCCUUCUGAUCCUCGCCGAACUGCUCAUUUUCAGCGUUCCAGUUGUCUAUGAGAAGUACAAGACCCAGAUUGAUCACUAUGUGGGCAUCGCCCAGGAGCAGACCAAGGCAGUUGUUGAAAAGAUCCAAGCAAAACUCCCUGGAAUCGCCAAAAAAAAGGCAGAAUAAGCCCAUGGAAAUGAAAAAUGCAACAGUUACUAAAACAUCAUUUAAUAGUUGUAACGUUGUUACUAUGAAGGAACAUGCUCCUUGUCCGCUGCAGCCUGCAUUCCAAGCUUUUUGUUUUUAAUUUGGUGUUCCCCCCCCCCUUUCCCUUUACCCUCAGUAUCAAGCAAAGAAUUGUUGAACAAAAAGGAAGAGAGAAAAAAAGGACAUCUUAGAACCCAAAAGAAUAAAGAAAGAAUCAAAUUAAUAGAAUAAAUCAAUGCCUCUAAUGGGGGUGGAGCUUUUGCUUGUAGCUUGAAAGGGAAAAGAUUGAAUGAAGGUAAGGGGGGAGAUGGAAGAUAAAACAUAUCUCUUAAGUUCUUCUAUCCAAUUUCCAGGUAUUAAUUUUACACAAGUUUCCCAUCACAGUUAUACCCUUAUUUUAAAGUUAAGAUAUAACGAUUAACUUACGUAGAAAUUAUUUGAGAACAGGAGUGGGAUUCUUUCCUAUGGGUUUUUUGAGCCUUCUGGUCCCAUCUUCCUGCCCCAUGAUGUGAGCAGCUAUUCCUAAUAUUCCUCUUCUUUGCUUAAUUAUGUAACUUUCAACUCAAUAAGAGCGUAUAGGCAAUAGUGAUCAGUCCUGGUUCCCAGAAAGCCUUAUGAUUAAAAUUGAAAACAGAAAGUGGGACUGGAACGGGAGUUAAAAAGGAGCACUGCUGUGAAGGCCACUCCUUCUCCCAUUUAUCCCUAGGAAAUAAAAAGCUCCGCCAUUUGGGAAAGUGGUGUCUGCUUCAUUUCUUUUGGACACCAUUUCUGAGCUUUAGUUUGAGAACUCAUUCCUGAGAUGUGCUUUCUUCCCUCUUCCCUAUCCACCUCAAGUUUAAUAAAUAUGAUUGUACUUCUUAUUAUGAAAUAAAUGUCUGUAACUGCUGUACACUGCUGUAAACUUGUUAUAGAAAAAAACAGUCUGCAUGUGGGCUCCUCAGUCAUUGAGUUAUUGUAAUCCUAUAUCAGUCCAUGGGGGGGGGGGGGAACAGUCUUAAGAAGUUAACUGCAGAAACACAAAAA
Choloepus didactylus (southern two-toed sloth) is the source of this 1878-nucleotide messenger RNA. Its product is annotated as reticulon-3. The record is from RefSeq and is a predicted model, not a curated record. Lineage: Eukaryota; Metazoa; Chordata; Mammalia; Pilosa; Megalonychidae. Gene Ontology annotation, biological process: endoplasmic reticulum tubular network formation; brain development; neuron differentiation. Bases 124 to 834 code for a protein of 236 amino acids. Gene Ontology annotation, cellular component: postsynaptic density; neuron projection. The transcript has a single exon.